UCCGAUUAGCAUUAGUCGUUCCGCGGAAGUUGCUAGAGAUAGUUACCUUAAUUGAGAUCAGAAUGAAGUUCAUUGCUGCCGUCUGUGUUUUGUUCGCCCUGCUGGGUCUUGCCUUGUCGGUCAAGGAUCCUCUCUGCAGUCUGCCUGGAAAAACCGAUGGCAAUGGCCUCAUCAAGUGCGCCGCCUUCAUCCCCAGCUUCAGCUACAAUCUGGCAACCAAUUCUUGCGAGGAUUUCAUCUACGGGGGAUGCGGCGGAAAUAAUAACCGAUUCUUAUCUCAGGCUGAAUGCGAACAAAAGUGCAAGGAAUAAAUAUUUGAAACUCUUGAUAAACCCCAUUGAAAAAUAAAAAUAUUAAAAUAAAAAAUAAGUUGAUUAACAGACUAGCAAUAUCUCUGUUUUAAGCAGCAAAACUUAGAAUUAUGGACAGAAUAUAAGUUAUAAAUCCUUAUAACA
Molecule: messenger RNA, 455 nt
Organism: Drosophila eugracilis
Lineage: Eukaryota; Metazoa; Arthropoda; Insecta; Diptera; Drosophilidae
Product: male accessory gland serine protease inhibitor-like
Exons: 2
Coding region: 63-311 (82 amino acids)
Molecular function (GO): serine-type endopeptidase inhibitor activity
Source: RefSeq, a predicted model, not a curated record